AUGGAGACGAGCAAGACGAAGCUCGGCGAGGACCAUCCCUCUACGCUGACGAGCAUAGACAACCUGGCUUCGACGUUGUCACACCAGGGCCGGUGGGAGGAGGCCGAGCAGCUCUUUGUGCAGGUGACGGAGACUCGCAAGACGAAGCUCGGCGAGGACCAUCCCUCUACGCUGACGAGUAUGGCCAACCUGGCCUCGACGUUUUCACACCAGGGCCGGUGGGAGGAGGCCGAGAGGCUUAGGGUGCAAAUGGUGGAGACGAGCAAGACGAAGCUCGGCGAGGACCAUCCCUCUACGCUGACGAGUAUGGCCAACCUGGCCUCGACGUUUUCACACCAGGGCCGGUGGGAGGAGGCCGAGAGGCUUAGGGUGCAAAUGGUGGAGACGAGCAAGACGAAGCUCGGCAAGGACCAUCCUGACACGCUGACGAGUAUGGCCAACCUGGCCUCGACGUUUUCACGCCAGGGCCGGUGGGAGGAGGCCGAGAGGCUUAGGGUGCAGGUAGUGGAGACGAGCAAGACGAAGCUCGGCAAGGACCAUCCUGACACGCUGACGAAUAUGGACAACCUGGCGUCAACGUAUAGGAACCAGGGCCAGUGGGUGGAGGCCGAGCAGCUCUUUGGGCAGGUGACGGAGACUCGCAAGAUAAAGCUCGGCGAGGACCAUCCCGACACGCUGACGAGUAUGGCCAACCUGGCCUCGACGUUUUCACGCCAGGGCCGGUGGGAGGAGGCCGAGAGGCUUAGGGUGCAGGUAGUGGAGACGAGCAAGACGAAGCUCGGCAAGGACCAUCCUGACACGCUGACGAAUAUGGACAACCUGGCGUCAACGUAUAGGAACCAGGGCCAGUGGGUGGAGGCCGAGCAGCUCUUUGUGCAGGUGAUGGAGACUCGCAAGACGAAGCUCGGCGAGGACCAUCCCUCUACGCUGACGAGUAUGGCCAACCUAGCAUCGACGUAUAGGGACCAGGGCCGGUGGGAAGAGGCCGAGCAGCUCGACGUGCAGGUGAUGGAGACGAGCAAGACGAAGCUCGGCGAGGACCAUCCCUCUACGCUGACGAGUAUGGCCAACCUAGCAUCGACGUUUUCACAUCAGGGCCGGUGGGAGGAGGCCGAGAGGCUUAGGGUGCAGGUGGUUGAGACGAGCAAGACGAAGCUCGGCAAGGACCAUCCUGACACGCUGACGAGUAUGGCCAACCUGGCGUCGACGUUUUCACGCCAGGGCCGGUGGGAGGAGGCCGAGAGGCUUAGGGUGCAGGUAGUGGAGACGAGCAAGACGAAGCUCGGCGAGGACCAUCCCUCUACACUGACGAGUAUGGCCAACCUGGCGUCGACGUUUUCACGCCAGGGCCGGUGGGAGGAGGCCGAGAGGCUUAGGGUGCAGGUGGUUGAGACGAGCAAGACGAAGCUCGGCAAGGACCAUCCUGACACGCUGACGAAUAUGGACAACCUGGCGUCAACGUAUAUGAACCAGGGCCAGUGGGUGGAGGCCGAGCAGCUCUUUGGGCAGGUGAUGGAGACUCGCAAGACGAAGCUCGGCGAGGACCAUCCUGACACGCUGACGAGUAUAGACAACCUGGCUUCGACGUUUUCACACCAGGGCCGCUGGGAGGAGGCCGAGCAGCUCUUUGUGCAGGUGACGGAGACUCGCAAGACGAAGCUCGGCGAGGACCAUCCCUCUACGCUGACGAGUAUGGCCAACCUAGCAUCGACGUAUAGGGACCAGGGCCGGUGGGAAGAGGCCGAGCAGCUCUUUGUGCAGGUGAUGGAGAUGAGCAAGACGAAGCUCGGCGAAGACCAUCCCUCUACGCUGACGAGUAUGGCCAACCUGGCGUCGACGUUCUGGAAACAGGGCCGGCUGGAGGAGGCCGAGCAGCUCGACGUGCAGGUGAUGGAGACUCGCAAGAUGAACCUCGGCGAGGACCAUCCCUCUACGCUGACGAGUAUGACCAACCUGGCGUCGACGUUUUCACACCAGGGCCGGUGGGAGGAGGCCGAGCAGCUCGAGGUGCAGGUGAUGGAGACGAGCAAGAGGAAGCUUGGCAAGGACCAUCCCUCUACGCUGACGAGUAUGGCCAACCUGUCGUCAACGUUCUGGAACCAGGGCCGGCUGGAGGAGGCUGAGCAGCUCGACGUGCAGGUGAUGGAGACUAGCAAGACGAAGCUCGGCGAGGACCAUCCUGACACGCUGACGAGUAUAGCCAAUCUUGCCUUCACCUGGAAAUCCUCAGGUCGACAUGCUGAUGCUGUUGGGCUCCUACGAGAGUGCUUAGCGAAGCAGAAACAGAUAUUAGGGCCUAAUCAUCCUGACGUUUUGUCUAAUAAUGAGACGUUGAUAGAAUGGGAAACGGAGGGGCUGAGCAUCGACGUAUAG
Penicillium riverlandense is the source of this 2373-nucleotide messenger RNA. Its product is annotated as tetratricopeptide repeat protein. Gene Ontology annotation, molecular function: protein binding. Lineage: Eukaryota; Fungi; Ascomycota; Eurotiomycetes; Eurotiales; Aspergillaceae. The record is from RefSeq and is a predicted model, not a curated record. The coding region runs from base 1 to 2373 and encodes 790 amino acids. Gene Ontology annotation, cellular component: kinesin complex. The transcript has a single exon.